AACGUUUCUCAGAGAUUGUGAGAUCGGGUCGCGAAAUGAUUGCCGUCGCGUAAAUUGCAUAAAAAGCAUGAAAAGAUUAUUUUGUGCAUACUCGUUGUUGCAGAGUGGCGCAUUUUGUAAUGCCAAUUAAAUGCACAAAGCAUACAAAUUGUUAUAUGAUUAUUAUUGUUGAUAAUUGAAGCAGAAGGGAGGGUCACCGUCUGACCCACAUCGAGUGCUAAAGAUUUCUGCCCAUGCAUUAAAGUGUGUUUUCAAGUGACAACAAGAGCAGCAGCAUCAGCAGCACCAGCAGCUGAAGAAAAAGUGUUCUAAUACAAUUGAGUGUGCCCAAUAAAUAAUCACAAUCACAGCAACAAAGCUCAUAAUUUAUACAUAAAUGUAAUUCUGAAAACGUUUAACAAAACUAUCAUAGCCAUUGUCAUUGCCGUUGCCGUUGUCGUUGUCGUUCUUCUUGCCCUUAAAUUAAACACGUGCUCCAAAAAUAUAUGUGUCCGAGCAUUUGGCACUUUGAGGCGUUGCCGCACAUUUAAUUGUCCGAUUGACUGGUGAACUCUAAUUAAAACUUUGUUUAUGUGCAAUUAAAACUUGCAUACACAUAUAUACAUUUAUAUAUACAUAUACACACAAACCAACACACGCAUACACUCACUCACACAGAUAGCGAUUGUCCUGCAUUUCCUUGCGCGCGCGUUCCCACAAAAGCCGUCAAAAUUCUUGAUAAAGUGGCCUCAAUAGGCGCCAACACGCUUAAUUUCACGGAUCUAGGGAGCCCCUACGAGGGGCCUCCCAGCACACCGCAAUCGGGCAUGGAUGCCCCCGAUGCGCCGCAUACGCCCAAAUAUAUGGACGGCGGCAGUACGGCAGCCAGCGUUACGCCGGGCGUCAACAUACCGGGCAAAUCGGCCUUUGUAGAGCUCCAGCAACAUGCCGCCGCUGGAUACGGCGGCAUACGCAGCAGCUAUCAACACUUUGGUCCACAAGGCGGUCAAGACUCGGGCUUUCCGAGUCCGCGCAGCGCCUUAGGUUAUCCAUUCCCGCCCAUGCAUCAGAAUUCAUAUUCUGGCUAUCACUUAGGCAGCUAUGCGCCACCCUGUGCGAGUCCACCAAAGGAUGGUAAGUGUGAAUUUACAUACUUUUCAAUCUCAGACAAAUGCGAGGACUCUGGCUUACGCGUCAAUGGCAAGGGCAAAAAAAUGCGCAAGCCUCGCACAAUUUACAGUUCACUGCAGCUUCAACAAUUGAAUCGCCGAUUCCAACGAACCCAAUAUCUGGCAUUGCCGGAACGUGCCGAACUGGCAGCGAGUCUGGGUCUGACGCAAACGCAGGUGAAAAUUUGGUUCCAAAAUCGCCGUUCAAAGUACAAAAAAAUGAUGAAAGCAGCACAAGGUCCAGGCGCAAACAGCGGUAUGCCCUUGGGUGGCGGUGGACCCAAUCCUGGUCAACAUAGUCCAAAUCAAAUGCACAGCGGCGGUAAUAACGGCGGUGGCUCAAAUAGUGGUUCCCCCUCACAUUAUCUACCUCCCGGACAUAGUCCAACGCCAUCAAGUACGCCUGUGUCUGAGUUAUCACCUGAAUUUCCACCAACGGGUCUUAGUCCGCCAACGCAAGCGCCAUGGGAUCAGAAACCACAUUGGAUCGAUCAUAAGCCACCACAGCAAAUGACACCACAACCACCUCAUCCAGCGGCAGCAGCGCCACAUCCGCAAUCGCAUCAUCAUAAUCCGCCACCACAAAUGGGCGGAUAUGUGCCCCAGUAUUGGUAUCAGCCCGAAACGAAUCCAUCGUUACUAACUGUUUGGCCGGCGGUCUAACAGCACCCGAAUCAGUUGCCCCCGCCUUCGGCUGCAUGGUCGCAACCGACGCAGGCCUACCAACCCCGAUCCUGCGCCGAACUGCAGCAUAAUGAGACCGUUUUUUUAGACGGUGGUGGUGUGCCGGGGCACUGAGCACAAUAUCUUAGCCAAUAAUUCAAAGAGCUAGAGAAGAUGUUUUGGCUUUUCGCAUGUAAAACAUUGUAAAUUACUUAUAAUAUAAUAAAGUUAUGCAACUAAUAAAAGGGCGUUUUGUAUAUUUCAAUA
Scaptodrosophila lebanonensis is the source of this 2078-nucleotide messenger RNA. It is a transcript of the gene Dll, whose product is annotated as homeotic protein distal-less. Bases 807 to 1811 code for a protein of 334 amino acids. Gene Ontology annotation, biological process: regulation of transcription by RNA polymerase II. The record is from RefSeq and is a predicted model, not a curated record. Gene Ontology annotation, molecular function: DNA-binding transcription factor activity, RNA polymerase II-specific; RNA polymerase II cis-regulatory region sequence-specific DNA binding. The transcript is spliced from 7 exons. NCBI's taxonomy places the organism in Eukaryota, Metazoa, Arthropoda, Insecta, Diptera, Drosophilidae.